AUGGGCUUGGAAUAUGGAAGCGGGAGCAGCAAGCAUUCAGAAUCACAUCCAGAGGUUAUUGAUGGGAGUGGAAGCAGUGAUCAUGAGGAUACAUAUCCAAGGCUUCUAGUUCGGAUUGAAAGUAGUGAUCAUUUUCAGACAGAUUCAGAUAAAAUUGAUGGGAGUGUAAGCAGUAAAAAUUCGGAAUCACAUUCUGAGGUUAUUAAUGGAAGUGAUAGCAGUAAACGUACAGAACCAAAAACGGGAUCUACUGUUAUAGAAGGGGAUCUAUACAUUCCAACUAUAAAGUUAGGCUCUUCCUCUUUCUCUUCUUCCUCUUCUUCUUCUCCGAGUUCUUCUUCUAGCUCAUCAUUAUAUGAUCUCUUCGACGCGAUCGUAAAAGAAAGCACUGAUUUUGAAUCUUCAAACAAAUCUCAUGAGGUUACUCAAUCAGCGUCAGAAGAUCACGACAAUGGUAUUUCCGUUGACAAUUCUAACAUAUCAGAAGAAAAGGAGGAUGGCUCUCCUGAUCACACAUUAACACACCCAGUUUCUGAUGUCACUCAUGAAUCCCUGGUGCGCAACAUUUCUCCAACACAAUCCCCUCCCCUCCAAGCCAUGGAACGACCAGGUGGAUAUGAUCCUUUUAGGAUUCCAUCAUCGAUCUUUGAAAAAAAUAAAGGCACAACACCAAUGGAUUGGAGUGUUGCUUCCAAUGAAUCAUUGUUUAGCAUUCAUCCCACCCCUCCAAGUGCAAUGGUGGCCGCUGAUAAUCAGUCUUUAGUUCCUGACGUGGAAAACUACAAACAGAAGGGUGAAGCAAAUGGAAUAGCAGAUAAUACCAUCAAGGGUCCAGCAGAAUAUCAAAAUAAGGAAAAUAAACCAAAUCAAGCUGUAUCCUGGAAAUCUGCUAGCAACCAUUCAUAUGGAAGUGGAGACAGUGCCAAGUCGUUUUCUUUUCCAAUUCUGGAAAGAAAUGCCUCUGGACUUGCCGGGCGCUCUACUACUGUAAACGGCCAAGCUGCUCCUAUUCUUAUUGUAGCUGGGCGUUCUGCUACUAUUGGAACUGUGGCCGAAAAGGAUGGUGAUGUCAUAGAUAUUCUGUCCAUGAUUAAUACCAAUGGUGUACUUAUUCUGGCAAAUGGGAUGAGAAGUAGUUCCCUGAAAGGAGGUGUCAAGCAGCAGCAGCAGCAGCAGCAGCAUCUGCAGUCACCGCCUGCCCUUGUGAUAGUAGUUGUCACUGUCGAAAAAUUAAGUGGUGUUGUUAAAACUCCCCUUAUUCAUCUAAUGGAAGAGUGCUUCUCGGCUCCUAAGCCGCCUCCUGUUUAA
Messenger RNA from Dovyalis caffra, 1308 nucleotides. NCBI's taxonomy places the organism in Eukaryota, Viridiplantae, Streptophyta, Magnoliopsida, Malpighiales, Salicaceae. The record is from the annotation of a GenBank genome assembly.